AUGUGUAGAAAUAACUUAUGGAAGAAAGAAUUGAAAUAUUCCUUAAACUAUUUCAUCUCUCUCUUUUUUUUGGGAUUAGAAAUUGAACUACAGGAUGAUUUAAAUGUUAUUCAAAUUCUUUCCAUAAUCAUCAUUGGCAUUUCAAUUGCUUUUAGAGUGCUUUAUUCGUUUUAAUAAAUCUCAUGGAAAAUAGGUAUAUAAUAAUAAUAAUUAUUAUUAUUAAGAUAUCUCUCCUAUUUUCUUUUGGUUAUUAACACUUGCAAGAAUUAAUGGUGCUAAUAAUUUAAAAUAAGAAUCAAAUACUUUUCUUUUUUAUACUUUGGGAUUUGUAAAUGGACAAUAUAAUAAUACCUUGAAUAUUAAAAACCAAAAUAAAAUUAUAGAUAAAGGCAAAAUAUUUGUUUAAAUUGUAAUUUUAAUUACUUGUUUAUUUAUUAAGAAUGAUAUUUAAAUUGGAAUUAUGUUUAUACUUAUUAUUUUAAGUAUCUUGAUAGGUUUGAAUGAAAUCUUUUAUAAAUAAAUGUUGAAUGAAAUAGAAAUUUAAGUUAAUGAAAAUAAUUAAAACAAACUCUUUAAUGAACUAUCAUUUUAAUAAAUUUAAAAAUCUUAAAUUAGACAUGAUGAAUAAAUCUUCAUCAAACAUUCAAGAGGUUGUCCUCUAGAAUCUAUAGCUGAAGAUGACGAGAUACCUGAUUCUAAAUAAAAAUAACAGAAUGCAUCAAAUUCUACAAAAUAAUCUCUCUGGGGCAAUUUUGUAUUCUAAUGCGAUGAUUACAUAAUUAAAUUUUCAUUUAAUGCUUAUUAAAAUAAUUCUCUACUAUAAAACUCUGUUAGCAAUUAUUCAUUUAGUAAAUUCCUUUAAGAUAAUAUUAUAACUUUUGUAGAUUUUUUAUCAGAAAUGAAGGUAUUCAAUGACAUUCAUUGGACAUAAUAUGAUAUUCAAAGUCAAGAAUUUAAAAAAUAAUAAAGUCUUUAUGAUUGGUUGUAAUAUCAUUUAGAAUAAUAUAAAAUUAUAGAAUAACUUCAAUCUAAAAAAUCCUUUAAACAAUAGGAUGGAACAGAUCCCUUAUAAAUAAGUAAUCUCUCUAAUCAAAAAUCCUUAUUAAUGGAUUUGAUUAUGGAAAAAUCUAUUAUGGGUUUGUCCUCUAUUCCAUAUUAAUAGAGUUCAUCAGAAACUAUGAAUCUCAAAAAUGGUAAAAUGAAUCUUUUUGGAAGAAUUAAAACUAGUAAAAGUGUGUAUGAUUUGUAAAUUAAAUUUUAUAUUUUUGAAGAAGUAUUAAAAAAAUAUUAUAAAAUAGGAUACUGAUGGUUUAGCUAUUGUAUUUUUAAUGAGGGAUAUUGAUAAACUAGUAUAAUCUAUUAAUUAAAAUGUUAAAAAUCUUGAAUUAUUGGAAGUAGCUACAAAAUUUAUAUAAAAUUAAGCUAGUAAGAUAACUGAAAUUCAUAAAUGGAUUCGUGAAAUUAAGAGUCCAUCUAGUUUAAUUGAGACUGAUUAUUUGAGUCGAAUGGGUACAUCAGUUCGUAAAAGAACUUAUUCAAUGAGUUCAAAUAGAAAUAGUGAAGAAGGUUAAUCUGAUAUUUCUGAAAAAGUUUAGUUGAGGAAAUAAAAUUAAUUAUAGUUAUUUUUAUCAAAAUUGUAAUUUGAUUUAUUUUAGGUUGAAUAGGAUAAUUUUAAUUUUUUUGAAGUGUUUUCAUAGACAGAAAAGAUUUGGUUUGAUAAGAAAAAGAUUGAUAUAUCUUAAACAAUUCAUUUAAUUUUUGAUUAAUUUCAUUAUAAUCAAAGUUUGAUAAAAUAUGGUGUUAAAUUAAUGCUGAUUGAUAAUAAUCUUCAUGAUAAAAAUAUAAUUACAGAUGCAAGGUUAUAUUUAAUUUUAUUUUAUUUAGAAGAUUUAAAUAAUUAUUGAUCAACUUAAUUAAUAACUCAAUACAAUCAUAUUAAUAUGAAUAGUAUUUACAAUAACCAAAUGAAGUUGAAAUUACUGUAUGGAAUUAUUAUGAAGAAAUACACUUCACAAUUACUGAUUAUGGUUGUGGUCUGACUUAAUUUUAACUUAAUCAAAUAAGAUUAUAAGAAUGUAAGUUAGGUUUGGCAGCAGCAUAAAGAUUAUUGUAUUAAUUAACAAGUGGAAAAAAGUAAAUAAUGAUAUAAUGUCUGAAUUAAAGGACUAUUGUAUCAUUCUAAUUACCCAGAAUUUUAGUCGAUGAUUAAAUCUUAUAGAACUCUGAGUUUGAUUAUGAAUAUAUUAAGUUUAUUAAUUCUUGA
Molecule: messenger RNA, 2263 nt
Organism: Paramecium pentaurelia
Lineage: Eukaryota; Ciliophora; Oligohymenophorea; Peniculida; Parameciidae
Source: the annotation of a GenBank genome assembly